Messenger RNA from Uranotaenia lowii, 3925 nucleotides. RefSeq lists its product as uncharacterized. The transcript has 7 exons. Gene Ontology annotation, molecular function: serine-type endopeptidase activity. Gene Ontology annotation, biological process: proteolysis. The record is from RefSeq and is a predicted model, not a curated record. Lineage: Eukaryota; Metazoa; Arthropoda; Insecta; Diptera; Culicidae. The coding region runs from base 1045 to 3612 and encodes 855 amino acids.
ACUACUUCCGAGUCGCGCGGUUGUGUUUUCUUUCUCGGGGUUCGUUUCCGUAGGCGUACAGAAUCCGCUGAUUCGCUUUCCGUUGAGUGUCUGUCAAUCUGACGAUCGGAUUGUAAAACGAUUGGUUUUAUUUAUUGGCCUUCUAUAGUGGUCAGCGAUUUUUUAUGUCUUGAUUUUGGUGGAAUUGUUUGUGCCUUCGGGUUUGGAUAUUGAAUAGGGCUAAAUUGGGCUCGAUUUAACGAGUCGUUUGGAAAACAGAACACGUGUGUGCGAAGGAAAAAUCUUCAAAGGAUAAAUUUCACCCGCGUCGACGUCGUCUUCGUCGUCAUUUGUCACGAAAGUGUCAGCAGUGCUUCAAAGAGAGGGAAAAAAUUUACGCACAUUUUUUCCGCGACAUAAAUAUUAUUAAUUUUAAUGCACGAGAAUCUACGGAACGUGCGAGGCGCGGGUUGGGAAAAACAGAGAAUAAUAUUACAAAAGUGAUCCUCGUGCGUCGCGGCAAAACGGGCCCGAGGCAUUAAUAUUAAGUAUAAUAUCUUUUGGGUGAAGUGGUUUUAAUUUUAGCAUUUGGCGCAUAAAUUAGGCGCCCCCCGGUACAACAAAGUUUGAAAUAGUAACGUCUAAGCCUAAGCGCGCUUGUUUUUGAGUUUUGACAUCGACAGUUGAGUUAGGCCUCGGAGGGGAAGCAAAAUAAAUGGGAAGCGUUGCGGUUUUGUCAAGUGGAAUAAUAAUAUAAUAAGUGAUCAAAUCUAGGAGAGACGCGUUCAAGAAGAAGAAGGUAGCUCGAGGAUGAGAAAGGGGGUGAUGUGACUCAUUUUUUCGAAGUGACAGUGUCCUGAGGAGUUGUAAUUACGUACAGCGAGUUCACAAGAAGUUUCUGAUUGGAUAAAUCGGGCCCUGGAGCCUUCAUCGGAAACACACUAAUCGUCGGACCAAUCCGUUCCAAAUGUGCUCCAAUGUGCCAACCAAACGGUCCAGUUAGUGUCAGUUCUUUCGAAAUCCCGUACGGAUUCGGAUUCAUCAACCUGUAACGGUAGCUCCAAAAUGGUCCGCUUCACCAGAAGUUGGCUCAUUCUGGGGAUUUUAGCUGCUUUGCAAUGGAUUACAAGCGCAACGGCCUAUCAUCUAUCCCAGACAGCCAGCCCGGGCAUUCAAACGUUGGGAAACUUGAUGGCAGUUCCAUCUCUGGCAGCUCAUCAGCUUCCUCAAAUGGGUCAGCGUUCGAGAUCCCCACAUCAGAUUCUGUUCCCUCCUCCGAGAACUUCCCCGAAUGCAUCUUCCACGAUACUACUUUCCCAGACCCAACAACCACCCACAACAAGCAUCGAUCGAGCUUAUCAUAAAGCUCGGAAGAUCAUCUACAAGUAUCCCCGGAAGUAUGGGCCACCGAAACGGAGGCCACCACAUCAUCCGGGAUAUCCAUCACUACAUCCCAAGUUCUACAGCUACUACUCGCACUGGAGUCCCUGUGAUGUGCACUGUCAGCAGCGAAGAGAGCGGCACUGCGUGGUGCGGUCCAAAUGUGGCCAUCAUGUGCACGUGGAGGAGCGACCGUGUCCCCAUAAGUACUGCUUCCACGAUCACGAUCACUCCCCGCUCCACAAAUACUCGUUGGUGGAAUCGUACAAACCGAAAAAGAAAAAGCGUAUCAUCGUCGAAGACGACGAUGAAGAUGAGGAUUACUACGAGGACGAUGACGAUACCGAGUACGUCAUCAUAAAAAAGAAGCACAAACGGAAACGGAAGCGUCCGCAGAUAUCGAUCUACCACCGACGAGAGGAAACGGUUCCGGAAGUGAAGCCGGUGUACGACUACGAUGAGUUGAGCGAGCAGCGAAUCCAAAACUCUCGCAAUAAACAACAGCUGCUCGUCGAAGAUUUUGAUGAUCAACGGAUAUUCAGCCCCAGUCCACAUUACGUUCGACCACAGGGCGCUGCCCAGAAUUUUUAUCGACGGCCACAUCCCUCGGCUUUGGGAAGAAAGCCUUCCCGGUUAACGGAUUUCUUCGAGGAUGAUUACGAUCACCUUUAUCGGGAUGGGACAGGAUUUGCGAAUCGACAGGAUGAAUUCAUAGAUUUCAAUGGAUUUAUUCCUAUCAGUGAACCCAUUGUUGGGAAGAUAGGAGGAAAUAUUUCCACAACAGCUGUACCGGAAGUUAGUCGAUUGCUGGACUCAUUUCCGACUGAAGUACUUCCAACGACCAGUAGUUUACAUCACGCCAAACGCGAGGUCAGUAACUUCAUUGAAGAAUCCGAGGAGGACUUCGAAACGGAUUUAUCCGAUGAAGAAGCUUCCAAUAGUACGGCUGUAGAAUUAUCAUCGGAUGGGAAAAAGUACCCUGGCAAAGGUAUGACCAAGCAAGGAUAUGGAGCACAGAAGAAGGCACGAGAGAAGGCCGUGUUCGAGAUGCCCCGGAAGGUAGACAACCCGUACUCCAAGUGGAGUCGUUGGUCCAAAUGCACAGCCAAAUGUACCACUCGGAGGUUUAAACGCUGUAAGGUGCCAGCCAUUUGCGGCAAUGACGUGAUCCGUGAGAUCGCUUAUUGCUACACCGAGGGAAGUUUCUGCGAGGAAUGGAUCGGAAACCAGUUAUAUCAAAACAACAAGGGUAGCACGAUGCUAUCGACAACACCUAGCACAACUACAACAACAACCACAACGACGCCAAAGUCAACUAAACCGGCCAGAACCAAUCAGUUGAUACCACCGGGAGGACAAACGGCCCGAAGUAGAAGCGAUCAGCCGCUGCAGGAUAAUUCGAUAGCACAGCAGAUGUUUAACAGUCGGAAGGGUUUUCUGCAACCGGAAUAUAUGCCCCAGGAACUGACCUGUGGGCUCCCGAUGGUGCGGAACAAGUCCAAGAAGUAUCUGUACAAUAUGCUGAGGAUUAUUGGUGGGAAAACUUCCCGGAGGGGUCAGUGGCCUUGGCAGGUGGCGAUCCUGAAUAGAUUUAAGGAAGCAUUCUGCGGCGGAACCUUGGUUGCGCCUCGCUGGAUCCUCACGGCAGCCCACUGUGUCCGGAAGCGGCUGUUCGUCCGUUUGGGGGAACAUCACCUGCAACAAACAGACGGUACCGAGAUCGAGUUCCGCAUCGAGUUCAGUAUUAAACAUCCCCGGUAUGACAAAAAGACGGUGGACAACGACGUGGCUUUGUUACGGUUACCUCGGGAGGUGGAACGGUCCAGCUUUGUGGGGUACGCCUGCCUGCCGGAACGCUAUCAGCCACUUCCGAUUGGACACACCUGCACGAUUAUCGGGUGGGGCAAGAAGCGUCACAGCGACGAUGCCGGAACGGAUGUGCUACACGAGGCGGAAGUUCCGAUUAUCACCAACGAACGGUGCAGGGCUGUGUAUCACGAUUACACCAUCACCAAGAAUAUGUUCUGCGCCGGGCAUAAGCGAGGCAGGGUGGACACUUGUGCCGGCGAUUCCGGAGGUCCGCUUCUUUGCCGCGACACGACUAAGGUUAACAGUCCCUGGACCAUCUUUGGCAUUACCAGCUUUGGGGAUGGAUGCGGCAAGAAGAACAAAUUCGGCAUCUACACCAAGCUACCGAACUACGUGGACUGGAUUUGGUCGGUGAUAAAUUGCGAUGGAAAUUGUCGGUCGUGAGGAAUGCUGCGGAAUGAGAUUUGAUUUUGAGUGAGCGUGGUAUGAGCGUGGUAUCCCGAAAAUUUGUAAUUAUUUUAAAAAACUGCAGUUGUAUGUAUAAAUACGAAAACUUGCUUUUAAGUGAAAUAUGAGUACAGCCUAAUCUCCUCCCAUCGUCGCCAAUACACUAUAUAUUUAUUGACAAGUGAGCGCGUACUAGGUCGGUUAAGUUCAUGAGUAAGAGACAUCCAAUCAGAUAAAAUUGAUCUUUAAAUUAGGUAUUUAUUACUGAUUAUUCUAUGUACAGUAUCAUACGGCAAAUAAAGUGAUAAUA